Messenger RNA from Drosophila eugracilis, 531 nucleotides. RefSeq lists its product as uncharacterized. The transcript is spliced from 4 exons. Bases 1 to 531 code for a protein of 176 amino acids. The record is from RefSeq and is a predicted model, not a curated record. NCBI's taxonomy places the organism in Eukaryota, Metazoa, Arthropoda, Insecta, Diptera, Drosophilidae.
AUGUAUUCGAAGUCCGUUUUUCUCUUUUUCAUUUCUGCACUGGCCAUAAAGAUUGAAUCGCGAUUUGAGUUUACAAACUUUGUAUGCAAGUCUUACGACCCACAAUUCGGGGAGUUUGAGUACUGCUACCUGAAAUCAAUUAACCGCAGCUAUAAGUAUAUUUCCGGAAGAUUUAAGCCCAAAAGCCUCCCAAUAAGCAAACUUAAGGUGAAUGUGGCUCUUUGGAAACGAUUCAAUGGGUACAAGCCCUUUAUGUAUAACAUAACAUUCGAUGUCUGCUUAUUCCUGAACAACCGUAAGCCGAAUCCCGUGAUAAAGUUUAUUCACGACUCUCACUCGAAUUUCUCAAACUUAAACCACUCAUGUCCCCUCAAUCACGAUAUAAUACUGGAAAAGCUUCCAAUCGACGUUGUUAAUCACCGAUUUACUAAUGUGCUUCCGUUUCCGGAAGGCGAUUACCUCAUUAGACUGUACUGGCUCAUUGCUAAAAACCGGACUGCCCUGGCCGAGAUUUACGGAACUCUUUCAUAG